GAACUUCAAGGAAGAAUUCCUUGACGUCACCUUUAUUACGAUCAGCUGAUCUUCACAUGUAAACAGGACAGCUAUUAUACGGAAGGGAAACGCACCUGACAGCACAGGAACACCGGUAGUUUUUGACAGGUACCAGUUCUUGACCAAGGAAGUAUGCCAUAUAUCUAAAGCAUGACGAGUAAUCCGACUUCCAGCAACCACCCCGUGGACAAAGGAUGGGCCUGGGUGAUCCUCGCGGGGUCCAGCCUGAUCUUCAUGAUAUACUACGGAACCCUCAAGACCUCGGGCCUGUUCUUCGUGGCCUUUCAGGAUUACUACAAGUCUGAAGCCUUCAUAACCUCCAUCAUACCGGGCGUUCUACAGACCGUCUACAGCAUCGCUUCCCUCCCUAUCCUCACAGUGGAACUCGAUCACCUGUCUGCCCGUCAGAUGAUCAUCGUCGGAGGAUUCCUCCAAUCCAUUGCUUAUUUCAUCGGAUUCUUUGCUGACAGAAUUGAGAUCCUUAUUUUCACACAUGGAGUUCUAUACGGAAUUGGGUGUGCUACCAUCCAUGGUCCGACAGCCUACCUGAUUGGUCUAUACUUUGACAGACGGCGGGAGCUGGCAAACUCUGUUCUAAUGGCAUCCGCAGGUUUUGGCGGACUCGUUGUUCCUCCUUUAUAUCGCUAUCUUCUGGACGUUUACGGUCUUCGUGGUACCAUGCUCAUCUUUUCAGGAGUUAUAUUCAAUGUAGUGGCUCUAGCAGGACUGCUAAAGCCUCCAUCUCUUUUUCACCACCCCUCUAACAGCAACGGCAAAUCCAAACCGGAAUAUUCAAUUGUUCAAAUCCAAGACACUCACGAGUAUUCACCAGUACCGACGGGCAAAAAGCGCUCAGUAUCUCUGAGUGAAAUACCGACACCUGGAAAUGGCGUCUUAUCCAGUUUCGAAAACGAUGAAACAUGGGGGAGUUUGCCACAUCGACUGGAUAUUAGAACACACCACAGCUCUCGUCUCUCGCAGAGUUUCUGUAGUCUAGGAAGUACAGAUGUUGUUUACAGCCUUUCCCAAUCCCAAUUAAAUGAAUCGCAAGCACAAAAAGAUGUCAAAAACAAAAUUAUGAUUAUAUCACUCCUUAAAAAGCCAUUGCUACAGAUGUAUCUUAUUGUGUACUUAUUUGGAAGUAUAGGAUCCUCAUAUGGUCAUAUUUAUAUUUCCCCCUUUGCUCGUGACCAUGGAAUGACUACAACAGAAGUUUCAAUAUUGGUAUCUGUUACCAAUAUGUGUGAUUUCAUUGGUCGAGGUUUAUGUGGAGUAAUAGCCAAUCAGCGUAUAGUUAAGAACUCAACGAUUUUGGCUGUUAGCCAACUUGUGGCUGCUAUCACCUUGGCGCUCUACUCUUUUUAUGGGUCUUUCUUGAGUUUCAUUGCCCUAGCUGUUAUGUUUGGUCUUUUUGCCGGCGCCAUUUUCUCUAUGACGCCAAGUAUUGUAGUGGACUUCGUAGGAAUAGAAAAUUUCAGAACAGCUUUUGGGAUUAUUAUCCUGGGACAAGGGAUAACUAUGGGAACGGGAGCUCCACUAUUAGGGUACCUCCGGGACGUAUACCUCUCCUAUAUGCCGUCUUUCUACUUCAUGGGGGCGUGUCUGAUUCUGUCUGGGCUGACCUUACUGAUGGAACCGUGUGUCAGAAAACGUCAGGACAAAAUGGAGAAUGUAGCUCGACCGUCAGAAGAGGUGGCGCUUUCUGCGUGAUUCUCGAUAAUUUAUAAACUUAAAAUAAUGUCAAUAUAGACAGGAAAAACUCAAGUAGAAAAGAAAUCAAUAUGUGACAAAAUGAAUAGAAUUACAAACCUGAAUUCGAAAUGAAACGAGAAGAAGCAAAACCCGCUAGAUAUGUGCUGAUCUGAUAUCAAAUAUUUUGUAUGCACUAUUAUUAUGCUUAAAGCACUAUUUCUUUGCAUUGUAUAUAUAAUAGUAGUUGAAUAUCAACUUUGUCAUCAGCAGUGAAGGUAGAGGGGAUUUCUUGAUCUUUUUAUAGACUGAGACAACGUUCCCUGUCUAUAUGAUCAAUUUGAACAUAUAAACUCCAAACAUUGGCUCUUAACGAUGUUUUCAAUUAAAUGUAGCACACGUGGAUCUUUUAUCCAAAGAGAAAAAAUGUUUAAAAUCACCUGCUUAACGGGAAAUAAAAGAAGUGGGUGAUUUUAAAA
Magallana angulata is the source of this 2189-nucleotide messenger RNA. Its product is annotated as monocarboxylate transporter 12-like. NCBI's taxonomy places the organism in Eukaryota, Metazoa, Mollusca, Bivalvia, Ostreida, Ostreidae. Gene Ontology annotation, molecular function: monocarboxylic acid transmembrane transporter activity. The coding region runs from base 172 to 1731 and encodes 519 amino acids. The record is from RefSeq and is a predicted model, not a curated record. The transcript has 6 exons. Gene Ontology annotation, biological process: monocarboxylic acid transport; transmembrane transport.